This is a messenger RNA of Oryctolagus cuniculus (rabbit), 1796 nucleotides long. Its product is annotated as aldehyde dehydrogenase family 3 member B2. Gene Ontology annotation, cellular component: cytoplasm. Gene Ontology annotation, molecular function: 3-chloroallyl aldehyde dehydrogenase activity; aldehyde dehydrogenase (NAD+) activity. The record is from RefSeq and is a predicted model, not a curated record. NCBI's taxonomy places the organism in Eukaryota, Metazoa, Chordata, Mammalia, Lagomorpha, Leporidae. Gene Ontology annotation, biological process: aldehyde metabolic process.
CUGAGACUCCUGGCAGUGGGAGAGGGGUGGGUGUGAGAAUUCGGUGGCGGCCCCCGCCCCGCCCCGCCCCAGCCGCUGUCAGGUGGCCUGGGCCUCACUCCCCACCCGGCGUGGGCAUGGAGUCCGGCGGGGCGGCCAGCUGUGCGGCUUCUGGGCAGUCGGCGGCUGCAGAAGCCUGGGGUGGGAGCAGCAUGUCCGGGGGAGAGGCCAAAGGCUCGGCCCAGGACCCAGGCUCGCGGCCCGCGCUGGGGAUGGAGCCCUUGGAGGACCGGCUGCGGCGGCUGCGGGAGGCCUUCGACGCGGGGCGCACGCGGCCGGCCGAGUUCCGGGCUACGCAGCUCCGGGGCCUGAGCCGCUUCCUGCAGGAGAACAGGCAGCUCCUGCAGGCCGCGCUGGCCCAGGACCUGCACAAGUCGGCCUUCGAGUCGGACAUAUCGGAGCUCAUCGUGUGUCAGAAGGAGGUGGACCUGGCCCUCAGCAGCCUGCACGCCUGGAUGAAAGACAAGCCGGCCGCCACCAACCUGCUCACGAAGCUGGGCUCCGCCUUCAUCCGGAAGGAGCCCUACGGCCUGGUGCUCAUCAUCGCCCCCUGGAACUACCCCGUGAACCUGACGCUGAUGCCCCUGGUGGGGGCCAUCGCUGCAGGGAACUGCGUGGUGCUGAAGCCCUCGGAAAUUAGCAAGGGCACGGAGAAGGUGCUGGCCGAGGUGCUGCCCCGGUACCUGGACCAGAGCUGCUUCGCCGUGGUGCUGGGGGGCCCCGAGGAGACCGGGCAGCUGCUGGAACACAGAUUCGACUACAUCCUCUUCACGGGGAGCCCCCGUGUGGGCAAGAUCGUCAUGGCGGCCGCUGCCAAGCACCUGACGCCCGUCACCCUGGAGCUGGGCGGCAAGAACCCCUGCUACGUGGACGACAACUGCGACCCGCAGACCGUGGCCAACCGCGUGGCCUGGUUCCGCUACUUCAACGCCGGCCAGACCUGCGUGGCCCCCGACUACGUGCUGUGCAGCCCCGAGACGCGGGAGCGCCUGCUGCCCGCCCUGCAGCAGGCCAUCACCCGUUUCUACGGCGACGACCCCCAGCGCUCCCCCAACCUGGGCCGCAUCAUCAACCAGAAGCAGUUCCGGCGGCUCCAGGCCCUGCUGGGCUGCGGCCGCGUGGCCAUCGGCGGCCAGAGUGACGAGAGCCAGCGCUACAUCGCGCCCACGGUGCUGGUGGACGUGCAGGAGGCGGAGCCGGUCAUGCAGGAGGAGAUCUUCGGGCCCAUCCUGCCCAUCCUGACGGUGAGCGGCCUGGACGAGGCCGUCGCCUUCAUCAACCGCCGGGAGAAGCCCCUGGCCCUGUACGCCUUCUCCAACAGCAGCCAGGUCGUGAGCCAGGUGCUGGACAGGACCAGUAGUGGCAGCUUCGGAGGCAACGAGGGCUUUAUCUACCUGACCCUGCCGACCCUGCCCCUCGGGGGCGUCGGCCACAGCGGCAUGGGCAGCUACCACGGCAAGUUCUCCUUCGACACCUUCUCCCACCACCGCGCCUGCCUGCUGCGCAGCCCCGGCUUGGAGAAGCUCAACGAGCUCCGCUACCCGCCCUACAGCAACUGCGCCCAGCGGCUGAUCAGCUGGGCCAUGGGGUCGCAGAGCUGCACCCUCCUGUGAGGCGCGGCCCCGCCAGACCCUCCAGCCUGCUGCCCCGCGCGUGAGACCCAGACCUGGUGAUGGAGCCCCCACGUCCCAACGCUGGGCAGAGUCUGUGGCCAGAGAGGCCCCUCUGUCAGGUCCAUAAACGCAUCCACAAAGACA